Engraulis encrasicolus (European anchovy) is the source of this 8208-nucleotide messenger RNA. Its product is annotated as interferon-induced GTP-binding protein Mx-like. The coding region runs from base 175 to 2025 and encodes 616 amino acids. Gene Ontology annotation, molecular function: GTPase activity; microtubule binding; GTP binding. The record is from RefSeq and is a predicted model, not a curated record. Gene Ontology annotation, biological process: defense response to virus. Gene Ontology annotation, cellular component: membrane; microtubule; nucleus. The transcript is spliced from 12 exons. NCBI's taxonomy places the organism in Eukaryota, Metazoa, Chordata, Actinopteri, Clupeiformes, Engraulidae.
GUUGGGUGCCACAAGGAAGAACAACUAGCCUACCUCUUGCAUAAUCAGUUUUGUUUCCCUUGAAGUGUGAAAGAAAUCACAGCAGUCACACAGCAGACGACAGAACACAUCGAGCCCUAUUUAUUUUCAGGGAUUUAAAGAACAUUGUUAUUGACAUCCAAGUCAGCGGUAAAAAUGGGGGAUAGCAGCUGUCUGUCCCAGCACUAUGAGGAGCAGGUGCGGCCUUGCAUUGACCUGGUGGACUCCCUGAGGUCUCUGGGAGUGGAGCAGGACCUGGCUCUGCCUGCCAUCGCUGUCAUAGGCGACCAGAGCUCAGGGAAGAGCUCAGUGCUGGAAGCCCUCUCUGGGGUGGCACUGCCCAGGGGCACAGGUAUUGUGACACGCUGUCCACUGGUGCUGGAGUUGAAGAGAGUUAGCCAUGGCACUGCUUGGUCUGGGCUGCUUUCAUACGAGGGACACUCAAAAAAUCCAGUGGAACUCCGAAAACCAGAAGAGGUUGGAGAUGCAGUCAUGAGAGCCCAGAAUCAUCUUGCAGGUGAGGGCAGAGACAUCAGUGACAAGAGAAUCCACCUGGAGAUCAAUGCCACCAAUGUCCCUGAUCUGACUCUCAUUGAUCUACCAGGCAUCGCUAGAGUCGCCACAGUCGACCAGUCUGAUGAUAUUGAAGAAAAGAUUAAGAAACUAAUAGAGAAAUACAUGAAAAAGCAAGAGACCAUCAACUUGGUUGUGAUACCUGCAAAUGUUGACAUCGCCACCACUGAGGCUCUCAGGAUGGCUAGGAAGGUGGAUCCUGAUGGACAAAGGACGCUGGGCAUCCUGACGAAACCUGACCUGGUGGACAGAGGUGGAGAGGAGGGCGUAGUGAACACCCUCAACAACCAGGUCAUCAGGCUGGAGAAAGGAUUCAUGAUGGUGAGAUGUCGUGGUCAGCAAGACAUCAAUGACGACAUGUCUCUGGAGAAAGCUCUUAAGAAAGAGAAGGAGUUCUUCUCAAAUCACAAGCACUUUCGCAUUUUCCUGGAUGAAAGGAAAGCCUCUAUCUCCUACCUGUCGGAGAGAUUAACCAAGGAACUGGUGUAUCACAUCAGCAGGUCCCUUCCACUGCUGGAGAAACAGGUAACCGACAAACUGGAGCAGAUAUCUGCACAGCUGAGGAUGCUGGGAGAUGGAAUCCCUGAAGAUGAAGGUGGCAGAGUUAAAUUCCUCAUUCGGAAAAUUGACGAAUUUAACCAGGUUCUCACAGACGUGGUCAAAGCAGAGGAGGAUCUAGGAGAUUCCGACACCCGGGUUUUCACAAAAAUUCGGAACUUAUUUAGUGUUUGGAAGGCAGAACUUGAUGAAAAAGACAGACGACUAAGACAGAAAAUAGAUGCAACAGCCAUGAAAGAAUAUGCUAAAAGUCACAGAGGAAAAGAGCUGCCAGGCUUUCUCAACUACAGGAUAUUUGAGGACCUUGUCAAGGGGCAUGUGAAAGAAUUAGAGUUCCCAGCAUUAGGACUUCUGCAGAGUUGUAAAGAUGUCAUUUACACCAAUGUGAAUGAGAUCACCAAGAGCUUCUUUGAGAUGUAUCCCUACCUGAUGAGGGAAGCCAAGCAUAACCUGGAGAGCCUGAGGGAUCAGGAAUACAAGAGGGCAGAGGAGAAACUGAAGUCACAGUUUGCCAUGGAGAGAAUGGUCUACUCAGAAGACGGCCUGUACAUUGAAAAAUUCUUAGCUGUCAAAUCAGAAAUGGAGUCGGACAGGAAACAUUCCGAUUUUGAUGGGACGACUCAACAUCUGAGAGCCUACCUUAAAAUAACUACAGAUCGUUUAGCCAAUCAGGUGCCCCUGAUCGUGCUUCAUCACAUGCUGGACCAGUACAUUGCGAAGAUGAAGGAGGCCAUGUUGGGCAUAAUACGCCACAAGGACUUUGAGAAGUUUACAGAGGAGAAGUCUGAAAUUGCCCAGCAGAGGAGCUACCUCCACAGCAGAAUGGAACGCCUUGAGAGGGCCAGAGAAGCUCUCAUCAAAUUUGUACCAGUUUAAAUAUGCAGUGGGUCUAAGAGGGUAUAUCUUGUCCAUCUCUCUCUCUCUCUCUCUCUCUCUCUCUCUCUCUCUCUCUCUCUCUCUCUCUCUCUCUCUCUGUCCCUCUCUCUCUCUCUCUCGUUCUUGACAUUCUGUAAUCAAGAAAUGCAAAGCAGUUCAUAUUUUGAAAGAUGUUCAGUACAAUGCAAAUGCUUACUAGCAUGUUUCUGGACUGCAUAUGCUUAUACAUAUUCCUAUAUAUAUAUAAAAAACUUUUUUUCAUUUUAAGAAAACAGCUUCUAAAGCUCAGCAGUCAAUUUGACUUGUAAUUGCUGUUUGUGGUGGUUGGUUUGUAUAUCUGGUUAUGGAUGAUCCUUUCUGAAAGCUGUCCUCACCAUAGUACUGAGUCAAGAGGGGGGAACAAUGAUGCAGGUGGAGUUAGGAGGAUUGGAGGUUGCGAGAGGAAGUGUCAAUGUGGAGAAUAUAUGGACAGAUAUGGAGGGACACACGGUUGUGAAUAUAAACAUGACGGAAUAUACCCCAUGUACAAGCAGAUCUCAUGACCCCUUUCAAUUUAAAUACAGUAAGACUCCUCAAGGACCCUCCUUACUUGGGUUUUAUUUUUUUUUUAAUUUUUUUUUAAAGUCCUACUUUAUACAUCAUUGCAACAUCCCUCUUUGUAAACCAGGGCAGUCAUGGGUUAAAGGUUAGGAUGUCAGGCUUGUUGCCCAGCUUGUAGUUUUGCAUAUAUUUUACUCUUUAUAAGGAAGUAAAUUACCAUUUUUUUCAGUGCGAAGGUCGUGGUUCGAUUCCUGACCCGCCAGAUUGGUGGAGGAGUAAUUAACUCAUUCCCUGCCAGCUAUUUUUAAAACAAGAGCCCCAUGUUGCCAUGAGUUUUGAAGUACUAAUACAUUUAAUCACAGUUCUGAUGUAGCCCCUUAAUGCACACCGUACCUCCAAUGGCACGUUGUAAUAGACAUUGAUAUGUUAACUACCAUAGUACUACAAUACUAUGACAUAACACAUGGCCUUUUUGAAGGCUUUUUGCUUUCAUCAAAUAUCAAAUGCUUUGUACAUGUCUCAAAUGUUUAGUACAUCUCUGCAGAUGGCUAUGUACAGAUACCCUACAGUCAGAGGUGGAAGAAGUACUGAAGUUGUGUACUUAAGUAAAAGUAGAAGUACCCUGCGAAAAAAUUACUCAAGUGAAAGUAAAAGUUGUUUCCCAAAAACGUACUUAAGUAAAAGUCCUAAGUACUAACUUUUAAAUGUACUUUUCAGUACAAAAGUACAAGUAGGCCUACUCACGCAAUGGCUGUCUUUUUCCAUGUCUACCUACUUGAUCCAAUAGGAAAAAGUGUCUGCAACGGUUUUCGGUUCUAUUUGAACAUGACUAUGGAGUCCUGUUAAUGUUUUUAAAAGUAUAUUUUCUGUCUGGGUGUCAAUUUGGAAGAGGGGCUUGGUCCCGCCUCCCUGCCCGCAGCUGAGGCUACUGAAAUAUCCACGAAACACAACAGGAAAACCUAGGAUAAAUGUAACUAGUAACAAAGUCUUCUCCUAGAAAUGUAAGGAGUAGAAAGUACAAGUAAUUGUCAAAAAAUGUAAUUGAGUAAAAGUAAAAGUCUGCAUUUUUAUUUUUACUCAAGUAAGUACAAAUUCCAGAAAAAACUACUUAAGUACAGUAACGAAGUAAAAAUACUUAGUUACGUUCCACCUCUGCCUACAGUUGACACAUUGAGCAUACAUUUAGCACAUUUUCCAAAUAAAUUGGCCUUGCUUACCUAAAAGAAUUAGACAAUUCUCAGUGUAAUGGUUGUCUAACGCUUUGCAGUGCUUUGAUCCAUUUUCGGAAUUCAUAUGAAAAAGAUGAAAAAUGGGUUCAAAACUUCAAUUUUCAAAUGGCCAGACAACUCAGAAAACAGAAAAUUGACGUUGUUUGUUCAUGUCAUUGUAAUUUGUCGGUGCUCUUUGAAAGAGAAAAUAUGUGAAUUUGAAACCAAAGUAAAAUGAGUCAAUAUUUCAAAUUUCAAUUUCUGCGUCGUGGUUGGACACAAUUGUCAAAACAGUCAAGGACAUAAUAUUUUAAGAAUUUUAUUACAGUUUUUCUCAAUUGGUUUUGUACAUUUCUCGAAUCUCUCUCGCAAUUUGCAAAACAUAAUAUUCAUUCUCAAAACAUCUUUAACAAAUGGCAAAACACCGUGGAUGACCUGCAAAACCGCGUCUCUUACUCCCUAAACCUUUAGUUUAUCUUUCAAAACCAAGUUUUUGUGUCAAUGAACGCGUCAGUGCCAGCAGAAUGGUUAGUUGUUGUAUCAUAGUGUAUGGACAAGCAAGUCAAAUCGAUUUACCAUGUUGUCAAUGGACUAGUACACUCUUGAGGAUCUUUUCUGAAGCUAAAUGUUAUUUAGAUUGGAUGGAAAAUGUUGGAAAUUCGACUUUUUAUUACAUUGAUCAAAUAAGAUUGUAGAUAUACAUUUAGAGUAUGACCUAUUUAUUGACAGGUUUUCUCAUAGCAAAAUAGAAAAAAUAGCCAACUCUGGUUGAGGUGUCAAAGUGCGCCCUCUACCACCCGUUUUUAUUUGUCUUGCAGGCCCAUCUGAAAAAAAAUAUAGAACUGUAAAGCAAAAUAAAUUUGAAACAAUACACCUACACUGUAUAGAGUGUUGCAUAAAGUGUUGUGAAAUUCUAGGGAAAUAUUGUAAUUUUGUGUGGAGCAUAAUUAUAAAGGGUACAUGAAGCAUAGAGCAAUGUAAUGCAGUAGGGUCAAAGACGUGCAAAAUGGCAUUGUCAUUCAGUUUAACGGAUACCUUCUGCUGACUGUAACGGUAAAAAAACAUGAUUUUUAAAUUGUUUCAAGUGAAUGGAUGACAGCCGAGGCUUUCAUGAAUUCACUGGGAAAAAAUGAAAUAAAAAGAGUAAUGUUUUUUACAGUUACAGUCAGCAGAAGGUAUCCGUUACACUGAAUGACAAUUUCAUUUUGCACGUCUUUGAUCCAGUAUAGUGCCUACUGUUGUAUUGCAUGCCUGUUUUCUCUUUCCCUUCUACUGCUUUUGAUUAGAGAGAGUCAAUAUUUACCAAUUCAGAUCACAUUUAUAGACAAAAAUCCAAUGGAAAUUAUACAGUGCUCAACAAAUUAUGGCAGCUUGGUAAAUCAUUUUGCAUGUCAAGACUUAUACUAUGACAUAGGGCCUAAAUGUUUUGGGGUUUGAGAUAGUUUUGUGUAUUCAGUGACAAUGCUUUUUGAGUGAUAUGACAAAAGCAAUUAAUAAUGUACGAAAAAGCUGAGAAUUGUACACAACCAUCUGCAUGGUGAUGAAAGCAUUUGCUAACUGCUGAAAACUAUGAGAAACGUAUUUUACCUUGUGCACAGAUAACAGCAGGAAGUCACAAUUGAACAAGAAGUUCUGAGAAUGAUUAUUCUGUUGUGUGAAAUGUACAAAGCCAAUUGAGAAAUACUGUAAACAGUAAACAGGUUUGUAGAAAAUGAUUUUACAACCAUGUAUGCUACAAUUUCCUGUGUUAUUUGGCUAAUUUCCAUCCACAUUUUUCCAAACGACAUUCUGUUUUGAACAAGCUAGUUGUUUUGGGAUUUGUCCAUGUUAUUUUGAGAAUGUUAUGUCUGUUUUGAGAAAUGCCAAACCCAUGAGAAACCUGUAUUAUAUGGGCAUUACUUUCUGUAUAUGAAUCUACAGUAAAGAAAGUUACUGAUAAAUGUCUUUGGUAAAUUGUCAGUGUUGUCAAACUUCAAUGGUUUCACUCACUUUUUCACUUUUAUACAUAGUCAAAAUCUGAUAGCUGAACGUAGACAAAACAUCUAACAGUUUUGACUUGCAGUGCUUACACAAUGGCAAAGGGACAAUGUAUUUUAGGGGUACUGAUGAUAUAUGUGGGGAAGGAAUUUAGAUUUGACACACGGGUAAACUAUUUUUGGAGUGAUAUGAGCAAAUGAUGAGGAUCCAUGUUGUUAUGCUGAACCAUCCAGUUUAGUUUGACGCGAAGGACUAAAUGAAUGCAAAUGAGCCAAAGCAAUUGAGAAGGAUCUAUGCCAUUUUGAUGGUACUGACCAUUUAUGUGGGAGAAGGUCUAGUGCUGAUUCAAGAAUGAGCUGUUUUGGGAGGUACAGUAUAUGACAUUUUGCUAGUUAUCUGAACUGUAACAAACCAGUAGAACCAGUAAAUCGAGAGUGGCAAACAUUUAUUUUAACAGGAUAUAGAGUAGACAGAUAUGUUGCACAUUUUCUUGUUUUAUUGAUGAGUUCAGGAAUAUGCAGGUUUGAGGAAGGAUUAUGAAUUACACAAAUUCAACUUGACAUAGGUGAAUUGCUCCUUUCUGAGCUAAGCGGUGUUGGGCCUACGGAGACUGGAUAUCAAUCUGUAAGUCCUCUCACAUGUAAGGUACUGUACGCUUCUGAAAAGCACAUUAAACACUAUAAUUGUGCUGUAUAAUCAACUAAAACCAAUUCUGUAAAAAAAAAAAAAAACACCAUUAAAUCAUGUUGGCUAUGGGAUAUUUAUAUUUCUUCAGCCAUUUCAUUCGUGUUCAUUUAUUUUUCAUGAGUACAUGAGCUGAACAUGGCUAGUUUCCAAAUAGAGGGACUAUUCCGCCCUCUACUGUGUGGUAGUAGAAUUUGCUUUCUCUGUGAGGGAACAUUCUAUGAAUCGAGUCUAGACAUGACUCUAAAAAUAAUUUCCGAUUGGUGAUGGUCUACUACUCUUAAUGAUUGAUAUAACCAAAGAUGAUGUCAAAUAUUCAACCAUGCUUAAUAACUGCCAGGUGUCUCUGUUAACCACAAUGGAAAACUGCUCUCAACUUAUUUAAGGGGCCAUACAAUACUAAAAUGUAGAGCAGUAAGUGUAGUUUACUUUGUCCUCUAAUGUUCAAAUAAACUGUAUUCCACAUGUAACUGUACAAGCAAUAUCAUAAUCACACACAGGCCAAACACUGCACAUUAGAUUUGGAUUAAGCUGGACAAUUUAAGGUAAAUGCUGCCCUCUAUUGGCAAUCACGGUGACAUCACAUGACACAUAGCAACAUUAGUUGGCAGAGUUGUAUAAAGUAAAAGUAGAAUUACAGAUGUAAUAGCAGAACUAGGUGGAAUGAUAUUACAUGGUUUCACCUUCGUAAUAUUAUAAUAGUAGUGUUGUAAUUACAUAUGCAAGAGUACUUCUACUUCUACAACUCUGCUCAGAGGGCCCAUUAAUAAUGGCCGUAAGCCUUCUUGGGAAACUCCAAUCAUCAUUUAGCAUUCCAGAGCACACACAGCGCUCCAUAGCACACAACAAAAUUGCAUUUAUGCCUCACCCGUGCAGGGCAGCACCAAUGUGUGGUGGGACAGUAUCAUGCUCAGGGUACCUCAGUCACGGAGGAGGAUGAGGGAAAGCACUGGGUAAGUCAUCACUCAGUGCUAGUGACGGCUCUAGACGCGAAUUACUGUACAUUUUGUUUUUGGCGACCCUCUCUACAACUUCGCGUAAAAAUGUCAGAUUUCUACACAUACAGUACACAAACUCAUUUAACCCGUUAAGACGCGGUGCUAUAAAUUUGCUGUUAACAGAAUGGCAAUGACCAAGUCGUAGUGCAUUACUAAAGGCCCUGUGUUAUGUCAUAGUAUUGUAGUACUAUGGUAGUUAACAUAUCAAUGUCUAUUACAACGUGCCACUGGAGGUACGGUGUGCAUUAAGGGGCUACAUCAGAACUGUGAUUAAGUGUAUUUGUACUUCAAAAUUCAUGGCAACAUGGGGCUCUUGUUUUGAAAAUAGCUGGCAGGGAAUGAGUUAAUUACUCCUCCUAAAGUAGGAGUUUAAAGUCCUAAAGUAGGACUUUAAAAAAAAAAAAACUAAAACCCAAGUAAGGAGGGUCCUUGAGGAGUCUUACUGUAUUUAAAUUGAAAGGGGUCAUGAGAUCUGCUUGUACAUGGGGUAUAUUCCGUCAAGUUUACAUGCACAACCGUGUGUCCCUCCAUAUCUGUCUAUAUCUUCUCCACAUUGACACUUCCUCUCGCAGCCUCCAAUCCUAACUCCACCUGCAUCAUUGUUCCCUCCUCUUGACUCAGUACUAUGGUGAGGACAGCUUUCAGAAAGGAUCAUCCAUAACCAGAUAUACAAACCAACCACCAAAAACAGCAAUUACAAGUCAAAUCGACUGCUGAGCUUUAGAAGCUGUUUUCUUAAAAUGAAAAAAAAGUUUUUUUUACAAACCCCAACUCCG